AUGUCUCUCUCCUCCUUCUCUCUAACGGAAAUUUUCUCUGAACCCCACAAUGGUUCCUUUUCCGUCCCCAAUGUUGGGACUGUUCCAGCUCAAACUGAGAUCGCCAUAAAGAAGCUUCAACAACCAAGUAAAGAGUGCAAAGAUCAACAAGAGGUUGGAAGACACAACCCAUCACCGACGCAAGAGAUUCUUACGGAGAUUGGACAAGGCAUGGGAAGAUUUGGGAAUGACAUAAAGAGAAGUGGGAUAUGGAAACCACCAGACGUUUGGAUAGAUAUCUUCUAA
Molecule: messenger RNA, 285 nt
Organism: Linum trigynum
Lineage: Eukaryota; Viridiplantae; Streptophyta; Magnoliopsida; Malpighiales; Linaceae
Source: the annotation of a GenBank genome assembly